Molecule: messenger RNA, 471 nt
Organism: Tremella mesenterica DSM 1558
Lineage: Eukaryota; Fungi; Basidiomycota; Tremellomycetes; Tremellales; Tremellaceae
Exons: 3
Coding region: 1-471 (156 amino acids)
Source: RefSeq, a predicted model, not a curated record
AUGCCUAACACCAGAGGAUCAUAUACCCGCCGAGAGAUAUUAGCACUGCCCGUUGGAACAGUCGUCUCAGUGGAGAUGAUGUGGUAUGAUCGACAAGCCACUACAGUUGUCACUACUCAGAAUCAAAACACAGGUGACUUUCAAUCUAAUGUUGAGACCAACCUACAGAGUGGCCAACUAAUUGAUUGUGGUGAACUUACUUGUACGGACUGUGCCACGAUCUUUGAAUCUAUUGGUACGGCGAUUGCUGAGGGUAUGACCCAGAUAAAGGAAGGAUUCACAUAUGAAGGUUGGGGAUGGGCUUGGACUGAGUUGAAUGAUCAGGGUGAAAAAAAGUUGAAAAUGACCUUUAAGCCCAAUACAAUACCAUCUCAGUACCAAGCCAUCACUCAGAAUACUGUGUACCCUCAAGAUCCAGGGUCUGGUUAUUGGGAUGGUCAAGAAGAACAGGCUAAUCAGUCCAAGAGGUAA